Messenger RNA from Fundulus heteroclitus (mummichog), 1642 nucleotides. It is a transcript of the gene ebna1bp2, whose product is annotated as EBNA1 binding protein 2. The transcript is spliced from 9 exons. The record is from RefSeq and is a predicted model, not a curated record. Bases 61 to 1005 code for a protein of 314 amino acids. NCBI's taxonomy places the organism in Eukaryota, Metazoa, Chordata, Actinopteri, Cyprinodontiformes, Fundulidae. Gene Ontology annotation, biological process: rRNA processing; ribosomal large subunit biogenesis. Gene Ontology annotation, cellular component: nucleolus; nuclear periphery; preribosome, large subunit precursor.
UGCUGCGUGCAGCCCUGCAUCGUCACGUUUUUACACAGCCGGGAACGCAUUUAACAGCUUAUGGUUCUUUAUAGUCCGGCCAUGGAGUCAGCAGAAGAGGAGUCGCUGCACAGCCAGAGCUCAGAGGAGGAAGGCGACGAACUGUCGGAUGGAGAGCUUCAAGAAGCCUUCACUAAAGGGCUGCUGAAGCCUGGCAUGAACGUUCUGGCCGAGGAGAGCAAGAAGUUCGUCAACAAUGCGGCGGGGUUGAGACAGUGCCUUGCUGAUUUCCGGAGAGAUCUGCCUUGGGUGGAGAGGUUAGACAUGACCAAUCCGCCCGCCGAAGACGUCCUAGCCAAAGCUGAAGGGAAAGUUCCUGCCGGGAUCAACGGAGAGCUUGAUGCCGAAGACGACUUCCAAAGAGAAAUGUUCUUCUACCGUCAGGGUCAGGCUACGGUCCUGGAGGCCCUGCCUCUCCUGAAAGUGCACAACAUAGCCACCAAGAGGCCCGAUGAUUACUUUGCAGAGAUGGCCAAGUCAGAUCAGCAGAUGCAGAAGAUAAGGCAAAAGCUGAUCACAAAGCAGAUGAUCCUGGAAAGGUCGGAAAAAGCCAAAAAGCUGCGCGAGCAGAGGAAGUUUGGCAAAAAGGUCCAAGUAGCAGUGAUCCAGAAGAGACAGAAGGAGAAGAAGGCCAUGAUGUCGGCCGUAAAGAAAUACCAGAAAGGAAUGACUGACAAACUGGACUUCUUGGACGGAGACCAGAAAACCGCCAAAAACUCUUCUGAUGGAUCGAAGAAAGCUGCACCCAAAAAGGGCCCUAAUGCCAAGCGGAAAUUCAAGGACCAGAAGUUCGGUUUUGGGGGUAAAAAGAGCGGAAAGAAGUGGAACACCAAGGAGAGCUUCAACGACGUUUCCGGUUUCCGCGCCAAAACGGCCCACGACAAGGGAGGGAGGAAAGGCAAAGGAGGGAAUAAGAAUAAACGUCCCGGCAAGUCUGUGCGCAGGAAGAUGAAGGGUCGCUCGUAAAGCCAACUGGACUUGGAGCUCGUUUCUUGGGCAGGAUUGAGCACGACUCUCUGCCAUCAGGACUGUGGUUGCUUGUAUAUAUUUUAUACAACGUUAUUAAAUGUGCAUUUAUGCAUGGAUGUAGGGCGACAUAAAUCCUUUUUAAACCACACAGAGUGGGUGGAUCCUGCUUAAAGCCACUUUUUGUCAUCACACUUGAGUGUCUAGCCCAGCCUCUGGGCUGUCUAAUGGAUACCAUGUAUUCUGAGUUUGGGAUACUGUUUUUGUGUUUUCUUCAUUUAUCACUAAAGUGGUUCUCCCUUAUCCAGCUUGGCAUUUUAUCCCGCCGCUGUCAGUUUUGCCCUUUCCCAUUCAUUAGUGUGAUUAGUAUGUAAUGUGCUUCAUUUAGACGCGUUACUUUUUAAAGAUGCAAAAAAAAGGUUUUAAUGAUGAAAACAACAAAUCCAUUCUCUUGGUUCAGUUUGUGCCUCGUCGGACAAAAGUUGCAUUUUUUGUGACGUCGGUCUUGAAUCGGCGGAAGUUGAACCUUGGGUCCUGGUGGUCCUCUUGAAUCUGGAGGAAAGACUAUGGCAGAAUCGGGGUUUAGAGUAAGAUUUAGAAAUUGUGUUUCUUUGAAGAUUAAAAAAAAAUACAAUAA